Molecule: messenger RNA, 1797 nt
Organism: Rhododendron vialii
Lineage: Eukaryota; Viridiplantae; Streptophyta; Magnoliopsida; Ericales; Ericaceae
Product: peptidyl-prolyl cis-trans isomerase CYP40-like
Exons: 9
Coding region: 166-1248 (360 amino acids)
Biological process (GO): protein peptidyl-prolyl isomerization; protein folding
Molecular function (GO): peptidyl-prolyl cis-trans isomerase activity; protein binding
Source: RefSeq, a predicted model, not a curated record
ACGCACACCCUCAAUUAUAGAAAAAAUCAUUCCGUCCGUCCGUCCGCCGUACGGUUGGCGUUUUCAAAUUGAAAAGGCAGGGUUCGAGGGUCUCGCCUGUUUUGCUCUUCAAUCUACAGUGAAGAAGCGGCGAGAGAGAGAGAGAGAGAGAGAGAGAGAGAGAGAAUGGCGAAGCCGAGGUGCUUCUUGGACGUAAGCAUUGGAGGAGAGUUGGAAGGGAGGAUAGUGGUGGAGCUCUACAACGACGUCGUCCCCAAGACCGCCGGGAACUUCAGGGCUCUUUGUACUGGUGAGAAGGGAAUUGGCCCUAACACCGGUGUCCCCCUCCAUUUCAAGGGUUCACAUUUUCAUCGCAUCAUCAAAGGCUUUAUGAUACAAGGUGGAGACAUAUCUGCCGGGAAUGGCUCUGGUGGCGAAUCCAUAUAUGGAUUGGAAUUUGAAGAUGAAAAUUUUCAGUUAAAGCAUGAAAGAAGAGGGAUGUUGUCAAUGGCUAAUGCAGGUCCUAAUACCAAUGGAUCUCAAUUUUUUAUAACCACUCGAGCGCCUCAUCUAGAUGGGAAGCAUGUUGUUUUUGGGAAGGUGAUCAAAGGGUUGGAGGUGGUCCGUUCAAUUGAGCAUGUUCAUACAGGUGAAAAUGAUUAUCCUACUCUUGAUGUGAUAAUUGUCGACUGUGGUGAAAUUCCUGAGGGAGCGGAUGAUGGGAUAUGUAACUUCUUUAAAGAUGGUGAUACUUACCCUGAUUGGCCAGCUGACCUUGAUGUGAAACCAGAUGAACUUUCCUGGUGGAUCAGUGCUAUAGAUUCUAUCAAAGCUUUUGGAAAUGAACAGUUCAAGAAACAAGACUAUAAAAUGGCAGUUAGGAAAUAUCGGAAGGCUCUGUUCUACUUGGAUGUAUGCUGGGAGAAGGAAGAUAUUGAUCAAGAGAAAAGCUCGUCUUUGAGGACUAUGAAGUCUCAGAUUUUUACGAAUAGCUCUGCCUGCAAAUUGAAAUUAGGAGAUUUAAAAGGAGCGUUGUUGGACGCAGAAUUGGCAAUCCGCGAACGAGAAGAUAACGUGAAAGCUUUAUUCCGUCAAGGCCAGGCAUACAUGGCGCUUAAUAAUGUAGAUGCUGCAGCUGAAAGUUUCAGGAAAGCAUUGGACUUGGAGCCAAAUGAUGGUGGUAUAAAGAAGGAGUUUGCUGCUGCAAAGCAGAAGAUUUCUGAUAGGCGUGAUCAGGAGAAAAACGCUUACAGAAGAAUGUUUAUCUAGAGCUCAGGCAGUAAUGGGGCAUCUCUUUUACAAGCAGUCUAUUUUUCAAUUUUUCAACCUUCACGUACUUUAUGUAGACUCUGGUUCAAAUACAUAGCACAGAUAUGAUUGGAGUUUGGGGGCCUCAGGUACAUCCGUUCUCCAAAUUUAUGCUAUUUUCAAUAUAUUUGUUUGAUAAUAUGAUGAAACAAAGUGAUAGUGCCAAAAUCACUAUUGAAAGUCAAAUGAUCUUGCUUGUGCUUUAUUUUUUUUACCAUCCAUCUGAUUGAAGUUUCUGCUUUAGUGAAGUUUUACAGGUUUUGUUUGGAGGGCAACAGAAGGUUUCCAUACCUUUUUUGGGAGAAAACUUUAAGAUACUCGAAGCUUUAAGCAAAUUUUGUCUUACACAUUUUUAUUGUGUUAGUUAUGAUACAUCAUCUGAAUAGGAAAUUAGGUAGGUCAUAAAAUUUAGUUAACCGUCGAAAAUUGCUGUUAUGUUUUAUACCAGAACAUCUCUGAUUUCACUGGAAGCGGAUGGCUUCGUUUUCUUGACUAAUUACUUAUUUGUUA